Molecule: messenger RNA, 519 nt
Organism: Symbiodinium natans
Lineage: Eukaryota; Dinophyceae; Suessiales; Symbiodiniaceae
Source: the annotation of a GenBank genome assembly
AUGGCCGAAGCAGCAGAGACAGCCGAGGAAACCGAGCCAUGGAUUCAGCAGACGCAGGCUACCCUCGGCACGCGAAUCGCGCGCCCACGCAUGCUGCCGGAGAGACUGAGGAAGCCUCCUUUCCGCUUCCUCUACGACAUUGCCGCUGAGGUGGCCAGGCAGACUAACUUUGGCGCCUUAGAACUCUUCGGCGGUGACCCGGGACCCAAGCCGGAGCCUCCCCAGAAGCGCGACGACAAGGUCGACUUCCUCCAGCGUUGGAUCGCACUCGUCGCAGGAGCACUGCCGGCGCAGGCAGUAGUGCUGGAGGAGGUGUCCGCAGUAGACGUGGUCUGUGGGGCCAACCCGGACAAGACCAACUUUUUACUGCAGUGCCUGGCACAAGCAGCUUGGCAAGAGGAGGCCCCUGUGGCUGGCGCGCCAGAGGUGCCUGCGCCAGUCGAGUCGGGCGAGGCAUCGGAGAAGGCGAACCCGCCACCUCCUGUGCCCCAGGCCGAGGCAAGAAAUGCCACAAGCUAA